AUGCAACUUGGUGGACCCCAAGAAAACUUUGUUGCAGAGCUUUCUCUUCGGUCCUCAAUUGGAGUCGGAAUAAUGAACCAAAAUAAACAGAAGAGACAAACGAAGCUCACGCAAAGCCCUCAGGCUAUUAUGAUGCAUGGGGGUGGCAAGACAAAUGCGAUCGAGCCUCCCAUGCGUCGUAUGGUUGACAGGCUUCGAUUCAGUUUUCUGGAAAGCAAGGAGGGCAAAGGGUGGGGGACUGUGGAGAACAAAGGAAUUGGUGUCCAGUCAUCAUCAUCAUGGCGAGACACACGAUGGAUUCCGCCAUGUGUAAAUGACGAUGAUGAUCAUCGCGUCGGAACAGGCUCUUCAGCCCCUACCGGCAUGACGAUCACCAGAGCGCCACGCCCGGGCUGGCCCCCGGCCAUCCCUGAACAUCCCGGGCCUCUGAUAGGCCCGGGCCCGUCGACCCUGACGUCAGCCAUGGGUGGCCCGAGAACAUGCAAAUCUUGGACAACAUCGCCCCAGGAGAUCAGGAACCAGUCGGCCCUCACAGCAGGAUUCGAUGUUGGAGGACAUUUGGUGCGUCAUUCUUCAUCGACUAUGUAG
Molecule: messenger RNA, 588 nt
Organism: Penicillium riverlandense
Lineage: Eukaryota; Fungi; Ascomycota; Eurotiomycetes; Eurotiales; Aspergillaceae
Exons: 1
Coding region: 1-588 (195 amino acids)
Source: RefSeq, a predicted model, not a curated record